Molecule: messenger RNA, 2358 nt
Organism: Gadus morhua (Atlantic cod)
Lineage: Eukaryota; Metazoa; Chordata; Actinopteri; Gadiformes; Gadidae
Gene: gdf15
Product: Growth differentiation factor-15
Exons: 2
Coding region: 652-1830 (392 amino acids)
Cellular component (GO): extracellular region
Molecular function (GO): growth factor activity; cytokine activity
Source: RefSeq, a predicted model, not a curated record
CUUUGUUAUAUUAGAUUACAUUAUUCGGUAAUUUGGAGAAAUUGUGGGCUUCAAUUCCAUUCUAAGUACACUUCAACAUGAGGUGAAACGUACUUUGAGCUGAUACCUCAGCUCACCGCUCAGUCUGCCCCCAUCUCAUCAACGGUUUCAUCAUUUGGUGAGCGGGAAGAAAAGCUUCCUUGAUCAAAAUCUUCCGGUGGCGGAAAUCAAUAGUUCUGGCAAAAAAAACAAUAUGUGUAAAUUAUAUGUGCUAUAUUGUAGCUACAUUUCAACUUUCAAACAUUUUUUUUCCAUGCAUGUAAAAUCAUUUUUUUAAACUCUAAUACACAAUAUAAUUUGAAAGCAUUUUUGUCAGGGCAUAAAAACGUGUGUCAUCAUGAAUUAAUAAAUCAUUUCCCCACCACGGAUGGGUCUCUCUCUUAGGUCUCUGGGUCCUGGAGGACAAUUGCUACUCCGACUCAGAACCAAACUCAGGUAUGACAUACCUUCAGCGCUACAAAGGACGGCUACUGCUCACCUGACUGGCUAGGGGUGUGGCAACACAAAAAGACCUAUAAAUGAAACCAUGUGAAGAACUUCAUUCAUCCCACUGACAAAGCCCUCACUGGCUGAUCCUCCACCAGCUCAACCCACCUGACAGGUCUCUGCACCAUGCCGAGCCUACUGCAGCCACACUGCCUGCCUCUGGCUGUCUGCGCCCUGCUGUCCUGCUCCCUGCCUCGCCCGGCCCACACUUGGCCUCUGCCGGCCCAGGACGGGGCACCGGACGUGGGCAGGAAAGGUCUCGGAGACGCGGCCAGGCGUCUCCUCCUGGAGUCGGUGAAGGCAGGGAUCCUGAGCUCGCUGGGUACGGAGAGGGAGCUCCGGCCGGCGGUUAGAGCCUCCGAUCAGGAGCUGAGGAGAAUGUACGGGCUCUACAGGGAGACGCUGAGGCUUCUGAGGGGCAACACGAGUGAGCCGAUCAGGGAAGUCCAGGCUUUUAGGAAGAGACGGUUGACUGUGCUGUUCCCAGAAACAGUAGAACCAGUAAGAGUUAUUCCACCUGAGUCAGGCCAACGCAUACAGUGGUACAGAGCCGUUUUCAAUAAAGACCUCAACACCCACACCGAUCUGACAUUGGUUCGAGCCAAGCUGAAGAUUUCCAAUUGGCAAUCGGAAGCCGGCCUGCCAAAGACCAGACAGGAGGUCCGUGUUAAGGUGCACAGAAAGGGGCUUCCCAACACCACGGUCUGGAUGACCAGCGCCACAUCCAAUGCCACCGCAGAGCACCGCCGCAGCCUGACCUUUGACCUCCGAGCUCAAGUGGAGAAAUGGUUGGGAAGAAUCAGCAAGGACCACGAGGACCAACACCGCCACCCGUUGGUGGUCGAGGUGGGGUUGGAGGCCGGCGAAGGCGAGAGCCCGAAAACGGCGCCGUCGGUCGCUUUGGAAAUAGGCCUGGUGGAGCCCAGAGGGGGAGCGGGCCGGCCCAAAAGGUCGAGGAGGCUGCCCCGCUCCAACAAGGAGGACGUCUGCAGCGAGCAGGGCUGGUGCUGCCGCAAGUCCCUCAGCGUGUCCUUCAAGGACAUCGGCUGGUCGGACUGGGUGGUGGCGCCGGAGGCCUACACCAUGCACUACUGCGACGGCUCCUGCCCCCACAACUACAAGCCGGCGGGCAUGCACACGCAGGUCAAGUCCCGGCUCAGCCAGCUGACCAAAGGAGCCCUGCAGGGACCCUGCUGCGUCCCCGCCGCCUACGAGCCGCUGGUCCUCAUGCACUACGACAGCAGGGGCCUGCUCACACUGACCCCCUUCCCCGACCUCAUCGUCACCACGUGCCACUGCGCCUGACGCCUCCCCGAGCCAUAACGUUGGGGGGGUUUUAUCACAGGCGUUGUACAUUUUGAAACAUACUGUACAAUACAAGAUGAUGAAACAAUGUUAUGCUUUCAAGCUAAAGUAGCAGGUCAUUGUUGACCCAUGCAGCCUGAAGAGAGGCUGAAGAACUGAAGAGAAGGUUUGCACAGAUGACUUCACAUUGGCAAAGUAGAAUCAAAAUGGUUCAAAAGUCUAAGUAAACCUUUUGUCGUUUAUGGACCUUUGAAUUUAAAUAACUGUUAUUUAUUGUAAGUUAUAUUUAACAUUUUUAAGUUAUGUCUGUGUUGUUAUGUUUUCUUUUUGUAUUACAGCUCAAGAUCGAUGUAAUGUUUACAAUUUUUCUUUGAACUUACUGAGGCUUACUGUUAACAGAUUUUGUGAAACAUUAUUAUUUUGUAUUGUUGGUUAUAAAUUUCAAUAAAAAAAGUUAAAGUAAUAUCAUGUUACUCAAUUCUUCAUUAACCUUAAAUCUGUUAUUAUACGUAAUUUAACUUCAGAAAU